AUGAAGGCCACCAGCGGUGUACGGAACCAAGUCUACGCCACAUGCAUUGUGAACAUCAUCAACCUGUCGCACGGGACAGCCCUGGCGUGGGUGUCACCGUAUCUGCCGGUGCUGAUGGAUGAGAACCAAACGCACCUUGAGUCUGGCCCGGUCACGGUGGAGCAGGGAUCGUGGAUCGGGUCCAUCCUUUGCCUGGGCGGUCUCUUUGGAGCAUUUCUCUACAGUUUUCUGGUGGAAAAACUGGGCAUCAAGCGCACCAUUCAGGCUCUCGCCGUUCCGCAUUCGGCGUUUUGGAUAACGGUUUACUUGGCCACGUCCGUGUACCACCUGUACUUGGCUCGUUUUCUGGCGGGACUAACGGGCGGAGGAAUCAUCGUCGUGUUUCCGCUCUUCGUGGCCGACGUUGCGGACAAGAAGAUCCGCGGCAUCCUGGGCACAUUCCUGGCGCUGAUGAACAACAUCGGAAUGCUGGUGAUGUACGUGAUCGGUAACAUUCUUUCGUACCAUACGGUCGUCUUCGUCGUGCUGGUGCUCCCAGUCGUCUUCACACUGCUCAUGUGCCUCAUACCGGACACCCCGCAAACGCUCCUGAAGCGUGGCCGCCUCAUGCAGGCCGAGCAAUCCUUCAUGUUCUACCAGGGCGUUCGAGCGGUGGAGGAAAAAUCGAUCGCCUUCGGUCAGCAGUUUGAAAUCAUGAAAAAGUUCAUCGAGACCAACACCCAGCAGAACGCACGUAUCACCCUCGAUGACUUUCGGACGCGUGAGGCCAAGCUCGGGAUUGCGAUCGGGGUGUUUCUGAUGUUCGUCAACCAGUUCUGUGGCAUCUUCACGGUUCUAACGUACGCCGCCAGCAUCUUUGCUACGGUCGGUUCCACACUCAGCCCAAACAUGUCCACCAUCAUCAUGGGCUCGAUCCAGAUCAUCGGGACAUUAUCGUCGUUCGUCCUGAUCGAUGUGGUCGGCCGUAAGGUGCUGCUAGUAAUUUCGACCUUCGGCAUCGGCCUGGGGCUUUUGCUGCUCGCCGUGUUCAACUGGCUCACCAUUGGCGGUGCCGAAGGGUUGUCCAACUACCAGUGGUUUCCGAUCGUGGCACUCUCCUUGACGGCGUACCUGUACGCAAUCGGACUGAGCAGCAUCCCGUUCUUUGUGCUACCGGAACUGCUACCACCGAAGAUAUGCAAUGUCGGCAACACACUCAGCAUGAUUUCGGUCACCAUAUUCUCGUUCAUCAGUCUUAAGAUAUUCCCUGUGAUGGUCGAAGUCAUAGAGCUGUACGGGGCCAUCGGCAUUUACGUUGGGGUUUGCUUCGUCGGCGGUACGGUCCUCUUGAUGCUCGUUCCGGAAACCAAAGGCAAAAGCCUUAUUGACGGUCAGAGUUCCAACGCAAUGCAGCCUCUUUCGUUUCCAUCGAUACGGAACCAAUUUCUGGGCACAUUUGUCGUGAACAUAAUUGCCUUGGCGCAUGGCACCACCUUGGGCUGGGUGUCACCUUCGCUGCCAUAUCUGCAGUCAAACGAAACGCAUCUAGCCGGAGGCCCGCUGACGGUCGAGCAGACGUCCUGGCUCGGUUCGUCCCUCUGCCUGGGCGGUAUGACCGGUGUCGUACUUUUCGGGGCACUCGCCGAUCGGUUUGGUAAACGCAGGGCCCUCCAGCUGGUUACCGUGCCGCAUGUUGCGUUCUGGUUGUGCGUACUGUUUGCUACCGAUGUGUACCAACUAUGCCUAGGGCGCGUGUUCGCCGGAGCUGCCGGCGGUGGGAUCAUCCGCAUUGUGCCGCUGUUUGUGGCCGAAAUAGCCGACUGCCGCAUACGUGGGAUGCUCGGAUCGCUGCUGCCAAUCUGUUUCAACUUCGGGACGGUCCUAGCGUUCAUCGUCGGGCGACUGUUGUCCUUCGGUACGGUGCCGCUGGUGUUGCUGGUGCUACCGGCCUUAUUUGCCCUAGCCAUGGCCUUUCUUCCUGACACACCGGCCUGUUUGCUGCGAGUUCUUCGUAACGAACGGGCGGAACGAUCUCUCAUGUUCUACCGCGGCGUCGGAGGCCACCUGGAGAAGUCGGACCAAUUUCGGAAGGAGUUCCAACGGCUGAAAGAUGUCAUCGAGCAGGAACGAAUCUCGCAAGAUGCCAGCCUAUCGUGGAAAGACUUUGGCACGGAACCGGCGCGUCGUGGACUCUCGAUGGCGGUGUUCCUGAUGCUGCUGAACCAGUGCAGCGGAUCGCUGGCCCUUAUCACGUACGCGGCUACCAUCUUCGAGCUGGCUACGGGAGUCGGAACUGGGGCUCACCAGACAUUGCCCACCUCACUGGCGGCCAUCGUACUCGCCACGGUGCAGCUUCUCGGGACGAUCGUUUCCCUGGUGCUGGUAGACCGCGUUGGCCGCCGGCCACUACUCCUCACGUCCUGCUUCGGGGUGGCCGCCGGGUACCUCGCCCUAGCCGCCCACGUCCAAUUCCGGCCACCAACACCCAGCGCUUCCACCCUCCAGCUACUGGUACCCCUUGGUAGCCUUUCGUUCAGCAUCCUGCUGGCCUCGCUUGGUUUGCUCACCGUUCCGUUCAUCGUGAUGGCCGAAAUUCUGCCCCCAAAGCUGAGAAACAUCGGCAGCACAAUUUGCAUGACACUCGUCGCGUUCUGUGCCUUCGCAGUGCUGAAGAUUUUUCCACCGAUGCUGACCAACGUUGGACUGCCGGGUACGAUGGGUUGUCUGGCGAUGGUUUGUCUGGUUGGGGCCGCUUUGGUCGCCGGGUUUCUGCCGGAAACGAAAGGAAAAGCACUAAUACCGGAAACUGAAUGUCUGCCGCACCCGGUGAUAUGAGAUUAUGAGCACACGAAAUGAGUUUCAACGUUUUUUUACACACGGUUAGGGUUUGAAUACAAUUGGAAAUGUUUCACGUUUUAAAAUUUUGUGGCAUGACGAAUGUAAUAUUUCAUUUAAGGCCGUUAGUGACUGUUGUACUGUUCCACGAACACGUGCUAUGCGUAGCGAAGCAUGGACUAUAUUCUGCUUCAUACUGAACACAUCU
Molecule: messenger RNA, 3022 nt
Organism: Anopheles cruzii
Lineage: Eukaryota; Metazoa; Arthropoda; Insecta; Diptera; Culicidae
Exons: 13
Coding region: 1-2814 (937 amino acids)
Biological process (GO): transmembrane transport
Cellular component (GO): membrane
Molecular function (GO): transmembrane transporter activity
Source: RefSeq, a predicted model, not a curated record